AAUCUCGGACAAUGCUUGGCCCCUGCCAAACCACGUCACUGCAAGAUCCGCAGCAGGUCUCGGACAUAUAUUUUCCAGGGAAUCGGAUAUUGGCAGCGCAGACUUCUUCAGGGACGCCCCACGCGGGGUAAUGCCGGGGUCGCGUCAAUUGGGCGCUGGUUUGCUCGAUCACUGCUUCAUCACCGGUACAAUGACGACCGAACAGCAGCAGCGCCUUAGCAACAAGACGCAGAGUCAGGCCUGGCGACAUCCACCCCCUGGCCGAGUCAAUCAGUCUGCUCGAUGAUUGCUGGAAACUGUGCUCAAUUUCUCCAUAUGGUGGGGUGAAGCCAAAGAGGGUGCACAUAAAAGCUACACCCGUCAUGACGAGCAGCCUCUCGCGCAACACACCCCCAACCAUACCUCCAUCCCAAAGAAAACCAAAAUGAAGCUCAACCUCAUAACCUCCCUCCUCGCUCUAGCAGGGGGCACCAACGCCCAUCCCAAAACCACGCCCCGGGCCCCCCUCUUCCUCCUCGCCGGCGACAGCACAACUGCCAAACAAUCCACCGGCGGCGGCGGCUGGGGCAACGGCUUCAUCAACACAACGCUGCACCACGGCGCGACAGGGAUCAACUACGGGGUCAACGGGCGCACAACCGUAAGCUACCGAGCAGACGGGUACUGGGCAACCGUGCUGUCCAAAGUCACGGCGUCGCGCAACGAGGCCAAUCCCUACGUGACGAUCCAAUUCGGACACAACGACCAGAAACCCGCGGCCAACAUCUCGAUCACAGAGUACACGAGCAACCUGGAGAGGUUCGUGACUGAAGUCCGCGCCGCCGGCGGCAACCCCAUCCUCGUCACGCCGCUGUCGCGCCGCGGCUACGAUAACUCCACCGGCGUGCCCCGCGUCGUCGAGAACCUGGCUGCCCAGCGCGCGGCCACCAUCGCGGCUGCCCGUGCCACUGGCGCCACGUUCAUUGAUCUCAAUGAGGCCAGUACCCGCUACUUGAAUAGUAUUGGGCCCGCCGAUGCGUGGACGUAUAACCUUAAUCCUGAGGAUCAGACGCAUCUGAAUGCGCAGGGGAGUGUGGUUUUUGGGGGCCUGGUGGCGCUCUUGAUUGAGGGGGCGUUGCCUGAGUUGAAGGAGGAGGGGUUUGUGGGUGUUGAGAAGAAGUUGGAGGUUGCGUUGGAUGAGAGGAAGUAUUUUUGGCCUUAG
Molecule: messenger RNA, 1201 nt
Organism: Aspergillus homomorphus CBS 101889
Lineage: Eukaryota; Fungi; Ascomycota; Eurotiomycetes; Eurotiales; Aspergillaceae
Product: putative esterase
Exons: 1
Coding region: 425-1201 (258 amino acids)
Molecular function (GO): hydrolase activity
Source: RefSeq, a predicted model, not a curated record